This is a messenger RNA of Planococcus citri (citrus mealybug), 2631 nucleotides long. RefSeq lists its product as uncharacterized. Bases 336 to 1757 code for a protein of 473 amino acids. The transcript has 9 exons. Gene Ontology annotation, biological process: regulation of gene expression. Gene Ontology annotation, cellular component: nucleus. The record is from RefSeq and is a predicted model, not a curated record. Lineage: Eukaryota; Metazoa; Arthropoda; Insecta; Hemiptera; Pseudococcidae.
GUGAAAAAUAAAUUCCUGCUGUCAUCCUACUGUCAUGAUGAUUAUUUUAUUAUUAAUUUAAUUUGUUUUAAUUACGAUUACGAUCGUUUAAAUUGUUCGCGUUUUAAAAUGAAUACAUAUUAGAAGUAUUUGGUGAUAAAUACGAAUGAUUUUGUAUCGUGGAUUCCUAAUUUUACGUGAUUCACUACGAAGACGAACAAUGUAAACAGCCUGUGCCUUUCAUUCUCGUGUUUACAAAUUGAAAUGCCAUCCAGGUGCGAUGAAGUCAAACACAACAUCUUGCUACAUUCCGAAGAAUUAAACGUAUUACUUUGUUGAAAAACCAAUCGGGUAUCAUGUCAGCGUUUCAAAUCGACAUCAAGAAAGAUGAUUCUCAUACAGAACCGUCAGCAGACUUGAACGGUAUAUUUGUAAACAACGAAAGAGGAUGCGAAUGGUACGCGUUAGCCGAAGAUUUAACCAACGAAGUACACGGAUUAGGUAUAGAUGACUUGCACAGCGUUACCGCUCAAUUGCUCUCAUCUCAGCCGCUGUCGAGCUCGGAUGAAACUUCUUUAUCGAUGGAUGAUCCUCUUCAUUACCCAUUGAUUUCGAGUCUGGAUGUAAUACAAGAAACCUGUGAAAGUUCUUCGUUAGACGAAGGUGACGGUGAUAUUGAAACCGAAACGAUGACGGAGACUACUCCCGAGGAAACGGUUACCUCCGAAUAUGAUAUGAAUUUCGUUCCUAGACAUAGUCGUAAGCCGACUACGAGUUCUCCCAGUAUGAAACGUCUCAUGUUAUCUACCAAAACGGCCUCUACUUCUGAAAGUAACAAUAGCGAUUCGUCCAUUCAGAGUUAUACUUCUGGUCAAGGUAAAAGAAAAGGAGGCUGGCCUAAAGGGAGGAAACGUAAACCUCCGGAUAUGUCCGACCUCAAACCUCCCAAAGCGCCUUCAACCGGUUACGUAUUUUAUCUCAUCGAUAAAAGGAAACAUUACAAAAACUUACCAUUCCACGAAGUUACUAAAUUAUUGGGUAACGAGUGGACCAAGUUGGAUAAAUCGCAGAAGAAAUUUUACUUGGAUAAGGCUGAAAUCGAUAAGAAAAGGUAUAGAGAAGAAUUGCGAGUUUAUCGUAAAUCUGACGCUUAUCAGACCUAUCUUCGGUGGAAAAGAGCCAAAAGAAGACAAACUAACGGUACUGAAGAAUCGGAUUUCGAUGCUACCGAUGAAAUUGAGGAGGAAGAUAACGAAGAAUUAUAUUGUAAAGCCUGUGACCAAUGGUUCGUGACGUUUCACAAUAAAAAAGAACAUCUGUAUGGGAAACAGCAUCUUGGGAAAAUAUCCAGCAAAUGGAAGCAAUCGUUGAGAGCUACUCCAACGACAAGCAAUGAUAACAGUAGUUCUUACUCGUUCGAUGAAUCUAGCUUGGACGCAGCACCUCUGUCGCCCAAACGAAAUACAAAUGUUACCUAUAGUCCCGAUAUUACCGAACCUGCGUCGCCUAGUAUGAACGAUAGUAUUAUAUCUGUAAUGAAAAGUUACUCUGAACGAGAAAACGAGAUAAAUUACUUGAAAAAUCGCAUAGGAACAGCUCAACAAAAAUGUAACGAACUAAACAAGCAAAUCGGCGAAUUCAAAUUACGUAAAAAACAACUCUCGAAAAUGACAUCAACGAUGAAAGAAGAAGAAAAACGUAAUCAACGCGGAUUAUCGAAAUUCUGGAGCAUUGUUUCCUUAUUCGUUACCGUAAAAGGAGACACGAUGACUUCUUAGUUCUCGCUCAGUAUUAUGAAAAUUUGACAUUUUUUUUUCUCUUUGGCUACGACUUUCUCUUCGCAUUAAUAUUACAUAUUAUAAUAGAGACGUAGUAGUUAUUUUUUUAACGUUUACUUUUUUCCGAUGGUUGUAAAAAGAAUGCAGGUUGUUUCGAUGGAAUGUGAGACGACCACCUUGUACAAUCAAUUUUAGAAGCGUGUAGAAUUUUAUGAGUUGUAAUCUGUGAUACCUCGUUAGGGGUUACCCCCGGUGAAUGAAAAUUCACUAUCGUCGCGUCAUUUAUUCGUCCAUUUUGAGUAUCGAUACCGUUUCGGAAUUCUACGAGAUAAUCGUAGAUACCAAAGACUUGAGGCAUUUUGUUUUAAAAAAUGUCUAGUUGUAAUUUUUUUUACUAGAAGAAAUGUGAUAAAAAAAAUCUAAACGUCAAAUAUGGUUGAUAAUUUUUUGUUUGCAUUUAAUUCGAGGUGCCCGUUCUUCUUACCACGUAUUCCACGACUUUUUUUUUUUUGAAUUCUUUUUUUCUUUCUGAUUCCAUUACUUUGUGAGUACAAGUUUUUUGUUUUUCUGUAUUGUUGCAGAGCGUGUGUGUGUGUGUGUAAAGAAACAAAGUAAUAUUGUUAUCUAUUAUUAAGAUGCAUUUAAAAGAACAACGAAAUUUUAAUCGUGUUGUUAUUUUUAAUUAAUAUUUUUAUCUAAGUCAUAAUUAGUGUGUUUUAGAAGCUUUAUUAUUUAAUAUGGGCUGAACCAAUGACCGCUGGAAGAUGUUUCCUUAUUUACUUUUUAUGUUUCGUUCUUUGAAAGAAUAUUCGUUUAAUUUACGAAGCCAUUUAUGAUCGGUGAAAAUUAUGUUUAGUAAAUAUUUUCAAAUUCA